UACAGAUGGCAUAGCUGUCCAUCAUGUCGGCAGCAAUCACACCCGAGCACGCUUAUGGCUCCGCGGUGUUACGCCUGCUGAGAGGCCCUGCCUUUACGCGUACUGAAAACACAGCGGACCCGCUAGCUGGCUCCUCAGCAAAUAGAAUCGUACUACGCUACAUCGGGCGGGGAGUGGAUUUCAUUCUCCACAUUAAAUAUGUACCAAACAUAAACUUUUCGUAUUUGACAAGUAAUUAACAAUUUUGAAUGAAAUAUAUGUCACCGGUAUGAUACCCUACAAAACAACGGGUAACAUGGAUAGCUAAGCAGACCGGCUGGGACCUUAGAUCUCCGAACUUCGGGAUGGCUACCUCUGGUGAUAACCUGACUGUUGUUCAGGUGGGCCCUAACAAUGGGACAGGUUCGGAGUAUGAUGACUGGUCACCGGAUUAUUGGCAUAAACAAAUCCAGAUAUAUGUGUUUCCGGAAAUGUAUGAGUGGGUAUUUGUGGCACUUUAUAUUGUUGUUUUCUCUGUAGGACUUGGCGGGAACUUUAUUGUGUGUUAUGCCGUAUGGAAAACUAAACACCUGCGAACCGUCACCAACUAUUUCUUGGUGAAUCUGGCAUGUGCAGACUUCCUUGUAAUUGUCGUCUGCCUGCCCUUCACCCUAGUUCAGGAUAUAGCCCAGUCUUGGCUCCUUGGGCUUGCCAUGUGUAAACUUGUUCUUUAUAUACAGAAAGUGUCCGUCCUGGUGUCUGUACUCACACUGACGGCCAUCUCAAUAGAGCGAUACAUGGCGAUCUGUCACCCGCUGUCCUUCCGCGUAUCCAAGUACAAGACUAUCCUGGUUAUCGGGAUGGUAUGGCUAUUGUCCUUGUUAGUGGCCAUACCAGACCUCAUCUUCCUUACGCUUUUCCCGGACGACAAAAUCCCGUCGGACAUUGGAAACAUUUGGCUGACAUCAUGCAGACCCUCUAAUGAGCAGACAGAGUUAAUCUAUCAAAUGUUCCUCAUAUUGGCCUACUACGUCCUUCCUCUCAUCAUCAUGGGAUUCACCUAUACCCGGAUAGCCGUAUGUCUGUGGCAGAGUACACAGGCUGGGCCGGCAACCAACAACGUUGCUACCGACGGUAAUGCAGCCACAUUACGCAACAGGAAGAGGACUGCCAAAAUGCUCAUUAUGGUGGUGGUGUUGUUUUUUGUCUGCUACCUGCCUGUAUACCUGUUAAAUAUAUUAAGAUAUGCGCAGGCGCUUCAUGGUGUGCCCGACCUUGCAAUAUCUGUGAUAACGCUGACGUCACGGUUCCUGUGUUAUUUCAACAGUGCCAUUAACCCGGUGAUCUACAACUUUAUGAGCGAGAAGUUUAAAAAGGAGUUUCGAGUGGUGUGCUGGUGCUGUUUACAACUCAAUUAUACACGCAAUCAGCGUUCAGUGAACGCCAGUAGGGCACAUAACCAUUCUUCUGAAGACCAGUCUGGGAUGCCCCUCCGGAGCGUACAUCGUCACAACAAAAGUGCUUUCUACAAAGAUGGCAGCUUGGAGUAUUCUGAUUCGAGGACGGAAAUGACGCGCCUAAAACCGUUCAAUCACGGCUCGCGAGUCUGUAAAGACUCCUACUACAAUGGUAGCCCCGCCCAUCAUCCCACGUGAUUGACGGAACAAAAUGACGUCAUUGUAUGAAGGUUGAUAGUUUUUGUCUGAGACUUCAUCAGCUGAAGACUCCAAUAGAUAUGCAGUUAAUAUCGGAACUCUUCAAUUGAUUGAUAUUUUCAAUCAAAAUGUCAGUAUGUCAUCGUUAACACGAAUAUUUGACGUGUUUGAUGGAAGAUAAAAUCAGUGGUCAUUUAAUGUAAUUGUUAUUCAGUGACAACACUUGGUGAAACAUUCAUUUCUCCAUCCGUACCGGUCAAAGCAUAUCGUUAACUUGUUGUAGGGUUUGUAUAUUGUUUCGUGAUAUUCAUUAAUUGUAAAAAU
Messenger RNA from Mizuhopecten yessoensis (Yesso scallop), 1958 nucleotides. RefSeq names its product orexin receptor type 2-like. The transcript is spliced from 7 exons. Gene Ontology annotation, cellular component: membrane. Bases 345 to 1634 code for a protein of 429 amino acids. The record is from RefSeq and is a predicted model, not a curated record. Lineage: Eukaryota; Metazoa; Mollusca; Bivalvia; Pectinida; Pectinidae. Gene Ontology annotation, biological process: G protein-coupled receptor signaling pathway. Gene Ontology annotation, molecular function: neuropeptide Y receptor activity.